Messenger RNA from Neltuma alba, 1151 nucleotides. RefSeq names its product cytochrome P450 71D10-like. The transcript has 3 exons. Lineage: Eukaryota; Viridiplantae; Streptophyta; Magnoliopsida; Fabales; Fabaceae. Gene Ontology annotation, molecular function: iron ion binding; oxidoreductase activity, acting on paired donors, with incorporation or reduction of molecular oxygen; monooxygenase activity. The record is from RefSeq and is a predicted model, not a curated record. Bases 116 to 928 code for a protein of 270 amino acids.
GACAGAUAAUGUAGAACAUAUCCUACAUAAUCUGGAGCAUGUGACAGAGCUAUGUUCUGGCUUGUCAAUUUCCGAUUUUUAUCCUUCGCUGAAAUUUAUUAGUGUUGUCACUGGGAUGAGAGCUCGAAUUAUGAAAGUGCAGAAAGACGGUGAUAGAGUGUUUGAUGAUGUCAUCAGAGACCACAUAGAAAAGAACAGGAACAAUGAUGGAGAGAACGAGGAGGAUCUCGUUGAUGUUCUUCUCAGGAUUCAAAAGGACAAUGACUUUGAGACCCCAUUAUCUUUCGAAAACGUUAAAGCAGUUCUUAAAGAUGUUUUAUAUGCUGGAACUGAAACAACAGCAACUACAACAAACUGGGCAAUGUCAGAAUUGCUCAAAAACCCAGAAGCUAUGAAGGAGGCACAAAUGGAGGUAAGAAGAGUUUAUGGAAGCAAAGGAUAUGUAGAUGAAUCAGAACUUCACCAAUUAAAAUAUUUAGCUGCUGUCAUCAAAGAAACUCUGAGGUUACAUCCACCAGGAGUAUUGUUGGUUCCAAGAGAGAACUAUGAGAGUUGUGAAAUUAAUGGAUAUGUGAUACCACCCAAGACAAAGAUUAUCGUUAAUGCUUGGGCCAUUGCAAGAGAUCCCAAGAAUUGGAAUGAUCCAGAGAUGUUUGAACCAAGGAGGUUUCUUGAUACAAUGGUUGAUUACAACUUCAAAGGUUCAAAUUUUGAGUAUAUCCCGUUUGGUGCUGGAAGAAGAAUAUGUCCUGGAAUUACAUUUGCUAUACCUGUUUUAGAGUUGUUGCUUUCCAAUUUGCUUUACCAUUUUAAUUGGAAACUUCCAAACGGGAUGAAGCCUGAGGAGUUAGACAUGGAUGAGUUAUUUGGGGCCUCAGUAGGAAGGAAAAAGGAUUUAAUUGUAAUUCCCAUCGGCUAUUCUCCUUAGUACUAUAUGUCCUUGUCACAUGGUGUUAAAACUCAAUUAAGUCGGUAGGGCACACCAUUAAAUGAAUAAACUACUCUUUUGGACUUUUGGUUUUCUGAUCAUGAGCAUUGGGUACAAGUUUAUUGUGUUGGACUUUAUUCUUCCCCCCCCCCCCUUACGUUGCUUAGUUUGAAAUGAUACCAUGUUGAGUUAAAAAAUAAUAGCUCGUUAGAUUUAUAUUUUA